UGAGUGCAGAGUGACUGCACAUGCAGGCGAACCCUUGAAGGGUUCCGGUCCUUAGUAGUAGCAGCUUGCGUAGUGUAUUUUUGAUGAACACAAUUGCUUACGUACACAGCCGUUCAAUCCCAAUCUUCUCUGAUCAUGUCCACUAUCCUUGCAACACAAGUCAGAAAGCACGCCAAGGGCCCAGCGAAGGCGGCAGGGCGAUACUGGAAGGGCAGGGCACCAAAGGGUGCUGAAAUUGCCUCGGACUCGGAUGAAGAUGAGGAACAACAGGCAGAACAGGAUGUGCCCGUCGCCGGGGAGCAUGAGUCCCCAAAGGUUGGCGACGAGGACAGCGAACCCGACAGCUUCCCGACCAAGACCUCUGUAGUUAGGAGCGCAAAAAUCAACGUAGCUCUCAAAGACGUUCAGAUAUCACGCGACGGAAAGGUCAUUGUUGCUGAUCGCGUGGAGUCGGUCGAAGAAGAGUUCGAGGAGGAAAGUAUCGAAGAAGAAGAGUCUAGCGAAGAAUCAGAGUCAGAGGAUGAGAAACCCGCGCUUAUAUUCAGACCGGUCUUUGUACCUAAACGGGGGCGGACCACAAUAGCAGAGAGAGAUGCUAUUAAUCAAGAAGUGGAGGAGAUGGAACGGCGACGGGAGCUGGCUGCAGAAGAGAGGAAGAAAGAAAGUCACGACCUUGUUGCGGAAAGCAUCAAACGAGAGUUGGCAGAAAGGGAGAAAGAAGACAGCGUUCCUGAUGUCGAUGAUACUGAUGGAAUCGACCCUGAGGGAGAGUUUGAGGCGUGGAGGUUGCGGGAACUUGGAAGGAUCAGGCAGGAGAAGGAGGAGGAACUCCGACGGGAAGAGGAAAGGGAAGAGAUCGAACGGAGGCGCGCCCUACCGGAGGAACAGCGACUGAAGGAAGAUCUGGAGCGGGCGAAAAAGUCAAGGGAGGAGAAGCCACAGGGAAAACAGAAAUUCCUCCAAAAAUAUUGGCAUAAGGGUGCAUUCCACCAGGAUGAUGACAUCCUCAAAAGACACGACUACACGGAAGCUACGGAGUCUACUGUGGACGUAUCGAUGCUGCCCAAGGUGAUGCAAGUGAAAAAUUUCGGAAAGCGCAGCCGGACCAAAUACACGCAUCUUCUUGACCAAGAUACUAGUGCAGGGGCCGGUGGUUUUGGUGGGGUAGGUUCGAUCAGGUCAGGUGGUUUUUCGACAGAUGGGGGUGGCUGUUUUCUGUGUGGUGGACCACAUCUUAAAAAGGACUGUCCCCAAAACAUGGCACCAAGCUUUGUGCGAGGACUGGCGACCUACAGUCAACCCGACAUGCGACAUCAAGGUGCCAGGCGUGAUCGUGAUCGCAAUGAGGACGAUCGUCUCCCGACAAAGAAAGGCGAAGUUCGGCGUCUAGAUAGUGACGAUAGGCACUAUAAUCCGAGUUCUCGGAGACGACAGUCACCGCCUAGUUCGCCAUACGGGGCCAGCCGGACAGUCAAGGAUCAAGGGCACGCCCGGGAUGAUUGUGGCACAAAGCGCCGCCGCCUAGAUUAGCUAUAUUACAAUAAUCCGCUGUGUGAUUGUAUAUCUCAUGUUUCUGUCAUCCCAUCGAUAACCUUAUCUCCUAUCGACAUCUCUAAUC
Pisolithus orientalis is the source of this 1618-nucleotide messenger RNA. RefSeq names its product microfibrillar-associated protein MFAP1, Zn finger, CCHC type protein. Bases 136 to 1530 code for a protein of 464 amino acids. Lineage: Eukaryota; Fungi; Basidiomycota; Agaricomycetes; Boletales; Pisolithaceae. Gene Ontology annotation, cellular component: U2-type spliceosomal complex. The record is from RefSeq and is a predicted model, not a curated record. Gene Ontology annotation, biological process: mRNA splicing, via spliceosome. Gene Ontology annotation, molecular function: RNA binding. The transcript has 8 exons.